ACUGGGGACAGCCUCAAAAAGCCUAGUGGUUAGUUGGAGAUCUUCCCAUGUGACUUGUAGUUGGGGAGCUUUAAAGUUCUGAUGGAAAAAUUAUCGGAUGAUAAACUUAAAAGAAAUAUUCUGGAACGAUUUUGAACAUAUUUCGGAUUUUUACGCCCUUGAAAUUAGUGACCUAAGGGCCCGUUUCGCGAAAGUCCCGGAAACGUUUUGGGUCCUACAAAACCCUAAGAGUAAAAGCGCGGAUCGUAGCCAACAAACCAGAGCACUUUGUUUUGUUAACUAAUAGGUUUAUCGUAUUAUCUGGAAAGCUUUUAAACACUUGGUCUUGAAUGUAAACACAACAGCUUAUCGAGCCCUGCAAUUACCGGGACGUUGGAGGAAUAGACCCUUUAGCUUGUAUCUUUUGUUUUCUCAAUUUCUACCACGUGAUGUUCUGCACGUGCACGUCCUAUGCACGUGAUAUGCACGUGCAAAGGACGAAAUUUGAGAGAAACACUUCUCAGGGGUACCAUCACGUGUUCUGAAAUGGGAAAACAAAACAUUGAACACAGCUCCUCCAAGACUCGAAUUUGACGAGUUUUUCUUGACUGCGUUGUUUGGGGAUGGACAGAGUAAUUCUUUCUGAUUUGCCCCUACAGAGCGCUUGGAAAGAUCCCCAGAAGUAGAAGACUACACGCUGAACUUUGAAGAAUCUGUGAUAUCAUCACACACAGCUACAGAUGAUGAGAUCGACUUCCGGAUGAUUUUGCCAUCUGAGAGCCAUAGGCGCCGGAGUCUGGGUACUACCGGAAGGAGAGGAAGCAUAGGCUCAGAUCAAGGCACUGUUUCCUAUUCUUCAGUAAGUGAUAUUAGGUGUGACAACUUACUUAACAUACUCUUUUGUGGAACGUGUCCUUUGCAAGAACUGGUUUGUUGCUGUUCUACAAUGUUGAGUGCUUGUUAUUCAUGAAUUUGAUGGCUUACAAUUUUUCUCUUUUUUCUCUUUUCUUUUAGGAUGAUAACCACGAAUCGGAUUUUGCAGUUGAUAAGGUACACCUAAGCGCCUAACACCUAUUCCAGUACUCAAGUAAUUGUUAACAUCCAUUAGUCCUCCCUCCUGCACGCACUCAAGCCCGGCUAUGAAUCCAUAUCGUUCUUCUUCUGCUAGCACUGUGCUUUCCCUAAUUACCUUCUGUAGCUUUUUUUGUACUCAUCCCUAGCUUGCAAGGGAAGGCUGAUGUUGUUGUUGUUUUUGUUGGCGUCGGGGGUGGGAGGGGAAACCAGACAAUUGACAGAGAUAGGCAAGUCAGUCAGGCAAGAAAAUGUUAUUUUGUCCCAACUCACCGUACGAUUCACUUCAUUUUUCAUUCUUACCUCCCAAGUCGACCUUUGAACUCAACAUUGAGCGUUCCCUCGCCCCCUCCCCCCCAAGUAGUAGGCCCUGCAUUGCAGGCAAACGAAUCUCUUGACGGUCUUUUCCUUUUUUUAGAUGCUAGAAGAUGUUUCUGCGGCG
Messenger RNA from Porites evermanni, 1492 nucleotides. The record is from the annotation of a GenBank genome assembly. NCBI's taxonomy places the organism in Eukaryota, Metazoa, Cnidaria, Anthozoa, Scleractinia, Poritidae.